CUGGCUUUGAGACAGUCCGGCUCCCCUUCCACAAGGUGAAGCACAAGCACUGCGGCACUUUCCUACGGGACAUACUUCGUACUUCUUCAUAAAUACCCACUCCUUCCCGAUCACCAUCGCCGGAGUAGUCAUGAGGUAUGAUACCUCCGUCGCUGUGCAUGCUACUAUGAAGCUAGUGCCCUGGAUAAACAAAAGACGACAUGACAUCUACAUGCAUCUCCUCAGCAUCUGCCAGCGAACCAUCGCUGCUGCUGCUGCUGUGCGCCGUUGGCGCGACCACCACCAGCACCGGCCGACGACAAGAACCCCUCAUCGAUCGCGGAAAAUCUAAAGUGCUGGCAGGCUGGCAGGUCUGGCACCUGUCCAACUCGACUGUCCGGUGUCCCUGCAUGAAGCCAGUCCAGUCAAACGUGUCUGUCGAGUUUGUCGAGUUGAACUCGUCGGGAAGCCCGAGUAAUUCCCGCACAUUAUUCCCUCGAAGACUCCCCGAAGCUUUUCCUGCCGACGACGGCCAUGCCGCCGAUGGAUCGAACGCACCGGACACCGAAAUCGAGCUCAGCUCGAAAAUCACCUCCACUGAUUCUUCGGUGACGGGCUUUUGA
Messenger RNA from Tricharina praecox, 602 nucleotides. RefSeq lists its product as uncharacterized. The record is from RefSeq and is a predicted model, not a curated record. Bases 201 to 602 code for a protein of 133 amino acids. The transcript has 4 exons. Lineage: Eukaryota; Fungi; Ascomycota; Pezizomycetes; Pezizales; Pyronemataceae.